Molecule: messenger RNA, 528 nt
Organism: Triticum turgidum subsp. durum (durum wheat)
Lineage: Eukaryota; Viridiplantae; Streptophyta; Magnoliopsida; Poales; Poaceae
Source: the annotation of a GenBank genome assembly
AUGUCUGGAAUGUCAUCUGAUGAUGCAAGUGCUGAAGUGAGGCUUGAAGGAGAAGUUUCUGGUGAAAAGGUACAAGAAACUCAAGAUCAGAAUGAAGGCAGUGGCAUGCCCUCGCCACAAGAGGAGGUACUGUCUUUUCCCGGUACCAUUUUUUGGGGGGUGAUCUUGGCCUCUUGGGUGUAUAUUAUUCAUGUUAUCUUCGUUCCAAGCUUGUAUGGGUACUCACAGGAGGCAGCAAUCAAGAAAAAAUAUGGAGGAAAAAUACCCAAAAAGUCACCACUUAUAUCGAAGGACCAUGAGCGGGCAUUCUUUGAUUCUGCUGAUUGGGCUUUAGGAAAGCAAGGUGGAAAUCCCAACAAGCCCAAAGGGCCCCUUGAAGCUCUUCGACCAAAACUCCAGCCUACUCAACAAAAUGCUCGUGCCCGCCGAUCUUCCUAUGCAUCUGCAGACAAUGAUGAGAGUUUGAGUUUGCCUGCCGAGGAGCUGAUCCAGAAUGAUGAUCCAACUGAAGACAAGAACAAGGAAUAA